UGUGAAUUCAAAACCAAGACAAUUUCCUCCAACUUCAUUGUCUUCCCCCUCACAGUGACUAGUGUAGUCAUAUUGUUAGCUAAAAAACGAGCACAAUUAUGGCAGGUUAUAGGCAAAAGAAGUCUUCUUCCAGUUUCUUUAUUUUCAACAUCUUCUCAUCUAAAAAGUCCAGAGGAGGGUACUAUGAUGCCCCUGAUUCUGGACGCAGGGUGUGCCAUAGUGAUUAUGACAAAGGUAACUGGGGUGUUGCUGAGCCUGGUAUUGACAGGAAAGCUGAAGCUUUCAUUGCCAAAUACAAGAAGCGUGUUUCAGAAUCUGAACUUCAUCAACUUGAUCCGGCUGCUGAAAAUGCAUAAUAUGAAACCUUAUGUAUAUUUGUUUAUUUCUCAAGAAUGUGAUUUACUCAUUAAUGUUGCUUCUACCUUGUACUGGUACAUAUUAUGUUAACGAAUAAAGAUGAUAUAAGAUUAACUUAUUGUAUUCAACUACUUGUUUAGUUGUUCAUAUUGAUCACCCAAG
Cajanus cajan (pigeon pea) is the source of this 519-nucleotide messenger RNA. The record is from RefSeq and is a predicted model, not a curated record. Lineage: Eukaryota; Viridiplantae; Streptophyta; Magnoliopsida; Fabales; Fabaceae.